GACCCGCCAAUAAUGCAAAAGAAGAAGACGUCAUCGUUCAGAGCAGUGAAAAGCGGAGCGCGCUGGUUUUCCUCUCUCAUUCGGUCUGCAGCCCCGCGUCUCAACUAGUUGAUACCAGCCAGUGAAAAGAUAUACCGAAAAUGUCGGACGAAGGUAAAUUGUUCAUCGGAGGGCUGAGCUUCGAGACCAGCGAAGACACACUGGCUUCGGCCUUUGGAAAAUACGGAACCAUUGAAAAAGUGGACGUGAUCAGAGACAAAGAGACGGGAAGAUCUCGCGGUUUCGGCUUUGUGAAGUACGAUAAUGCAGAAGAUGCCAAAGAUGCAUUGAACGCCAUGAACGGCAAGAGUCUAGAUGGGCGGGUUAUUCGCGUGGAUGAAGCAGGCAAGGGCGGACGUUCCAGAGGAAGUUUCGGCUCAGGACCACGGGGUGGAAGAUUCAGCGGAUCCAGGGGAAGAGGUGGGAGAGGUUAUGCCAGAGGUGGUGGAUACAACGGAGACAGGGGAUAUGGUGAAAGGAGUUAUGGCGACAGGAGCUUCGGAAGUAGCGACAGGAGCUUCGGAAGCGGCGGCUACAGGAGUGGUGGUGGCGGAGGAGGAUACUCAUCAGGCGGUGGAUACAGAGAAAAUAGGGGUCAGGGUUCAUAUGGUGACCGCUCUGGAACCUACCGCGAUGGAUACGAUGGCUAUGCUGCACACGAGUAAACAUCUCCCUGAUUCAAGAUCAUCACUUGGCUGGCUGUAUUUCAAAGAUGCGCUCCUCAAGAAAUGUCCACGUGUUAUUGCUGACCUUAGUUUGUAGUUCUGUUGUAGUAGCUCAAGCAUCUUUAAAAAAAAAAAAUGUAGCCUUUCCUUAACAAACCAUGUUACAAAUUACAGUUCAAGACUCUUACCAUGCUUGAUUGGGCAUCUUUAUUCCUCAAAGGUCGUUUGUUAACUAAAAGGCAUUUGUGUAAUCUGAUUAGUACUUAAGUCCCGAUUUGGGGAUCAAACGACAGCUCUCCACAUGGCUUUUCGUUGGAACAGACACUACCAUUUGCGGUAGACCUCUUUUUGUCCAGCACGUUAAAGUGUUUCCUGAUUAUUUUUUUUUGAUUCCUUAAGUUUUUUUUAUAUUGAAAUAUCCGAUGGGGCUUGUGUUUGUUUUUUUGUUUGUUUCCUACUUAUUUCCCCUUCAGUCUGACUGACUGACCUCUUGCCAGGUUUAAACUGAGUGAGGAAAGAUCAAUUACUCUAAAUAGGCUUUUGGGGGAUUUUAUGCUAAAUUCCUUUUACUAUUAAAAAAAACUUAGUUACGCUGAGGCUCCUGUGUGUUCAAUUUCCCAAAAGAGUGAAUUCCUUUCAGACUGGUGAACUACACAUCCGAAGUGGCCGGCUGUUCAUGAAGUCUGUCCAAGGUAUCUUCUGUGCUCUGCUCAACAUCUGCAUUUUAAAUGUGCUGUAAAAUGGACUAAUCUUGUUUAAGUGAUUGAAAAAAUGUAACUUCGUUUCCCCAAAGUAAUAUCUCAACCGGGAACAGUUUUGUACUUUAUGUUCUUUGUAUGAUCAACUUUUUUCUUUGUCAGUUUGGCUUCAUGGAGCCUAUUAAACAGACUGUGGAAAAUAA
This is a messenger RNA of Micropterus salmoides (largemouth bass), 1605 nucleotides long. It is a transcript of the gene cirbpb, whose product is annotated as cold inducible RNA binding protein b. Bases 141 to 704 code for a protein of 187 amino acids. Gene Ontology annotation, biological process: positive regulation of mRNA splicing, via spliceosome. The transcript is spliced from 7 exons. NCBI's taxonomy places the organism in Eukaryota, Metazoa, Chordata, Actinopteri, Centrarchiformes, Centrarchidae. Gene Ontology annotation, molecular function: RNA binding. Gene Ontology annotation, cellular component: spliceosomal complex. The record is from RefSeq and is a predicted model, not a curated record.